AUGCUUCGACGAAGAAUACUGCAGGCGGGUCCUCCUCCUCCACUUCUUAUUACUAAUAUUAAUACUAUUAAUACUACUAAUACUAAUAAUAAUAAUACUCCAUACUCAAUUGUCUGCGUAACAUCAAAACGUGGUAUUAAGACACUUGAUGUACGUGAGUACCGACCAUUGGCAACACCCAUUGAGUUUCGUUUUUAUCAACGCUAUGCAAAUCACCCUAAUCGACAGUCUGGUAUACAGUUUCUCACUCACUAUAAUACCCACCAACGGUUUCGAGUGAGAAAAGACUAUAUUGAUUAUAUGCAUUGGGGUAAGGAACAAGGACAGGCACGUUUACCACACCGUCAUCAACGUGUGGCCUUUGACUUUCAUGAUAAUUUACAUCCAACUCUUACCAAUAGUGAUAAUAAUAAUAAUAAUGGUAGUUCACAAUCAUCCUGGUUUACAGAACAGGAUCCUUCACUCACUUCCCAUCCUGAUCUCGCUACCAAUUUUGAUCCCAACCGUCGUGAGUUUUCACACCCAGAGCAUUGGAAUAAAAUGUUUUCUAAACGACGCCCUGGUGAGGGAAGUAUUGACUUGUCGGUAUUACCCUCGCAGAGUCUACUCGGUCCACUCAUGCGACACAGUGAUACCAAAGGUAAUGGAUACUUUAAAGUGGAUAACCGUGGACACACGGAUGGAUUAGUGCCUGGUGUGAAUACCCCUUUUCUCGGGGAGUUUGAUCAAAAGAUGAUGCAGGCCAUGUCAAGACCAUUGAAUGCAGAUCGAACGAUUACCGGAAAUGAUGGACGUUUUUCAAAAACAAUUAUGAUAAAUGAACCAAAAACACAUCAGGCUCUCAGUGCAAAGACGGCUAGUGAAUUGGCUACGGAAAUUGAUAAGGCAACCAAUGCGGUUUACUCAAAAUUAACCGUUUUAGAAGCGGCACAAUCUGGACUCACAAAUUAUUUUUGUGGUGGUUUGAAUUUUGAGAUGCUUGGAUUUGAUUUACAAAUGGCAACCAUUCUACGAAAUCAGGCACGUGCUAUUCUUGAUAAGAGUACUGAAACUUCAGGAAAAACAACAACUUCUUCUUCUUCUUCGGGUUCUCCUUCCACAUCUACUUUAACUAAAUCUCAAGAACGUGAAGUGGAGAUGUUAUUACGAGAUGCGGCACGUUAUGAAGAUCGAGUAGAUGAUACUUUACGUCAACAUGCAUCACUUAUCUGGCGAGUAUAUAAUGCUCCCAGACCUUUAAUGACACUUACAAAUGGAAAGUGUCGGGGAACUGGAUGUGGAGUUUCACUUUAUGCGAAAUACUGUGCUCUUAAAGAUUCAACAGAGUUUAUAUUUGAUGGUCCUAAUUUGGGAGUUACCCCAUAUGGAGGUCUUACUCGACUUCUUGCACGAACAGAAACUUCAUUAAAGUAUCCUGGACUUGCAGAGUUUGUCAUGUUAACAGGUACUUCUCUCUUUGCUGGAGAUGCCCUUCGACUUGGUUGGACAGAUCUCUUUACCACUAUACCAGAUAUGAGUUAUUAUAUUAAAGAAUGGUUUGAUAACUCUGAACAUAUGCAUAAUGAUGCUAUUGCCUGGCAAUUAGGUCAUCUCUUAGAUACAUGCUUUAAAAUGCGAGAGGCACAUUCCUCCGCUAUGGAACGAGCUGCUCUUUCACCCACUCGAGCUCGUUGGGUGGAGGAUGCAUUUGCGGAUCAACCAUCUGUUAAACACAUUAUGGAUACUCUUAGUGAGAUUGAACAAUUGCCUCUUACAGCCGAACAUAAUACAUACGAUGAUUCCAAAUGUACACCAUACACUUUAGAAGAUGUCGCCGCAGGGUUACAGAAGUUAGAGGAACAUCGUCUGCGGUAUACACUCUCUCCAUGGGAUAUCACACCACCAGAGGAUGAAGUGGCACUUCAACAUGCAUCUGAAGUAUUUAAUGCCUAUGUAUUAGAACGACAUGGUUCUGUAGAUGUUGUAGUUCACCGAGAUGCGGAGAAAGUUGCUAAAUGGAAUCGACAAAGACAAAAGGAGUAUUAUGCUUAUCGCAGUCUACAAGAAGCUCCUCAUCCACGUCAUGUGUAUGCUCGACUUGAAGGGUGUGAAGGAAAACUUGUUUCAUUUGAUUUUACCUUUUUAAAGGAUCAGAAACAAAAUUCCAAUUCUAAUUCUAAUAAUAAUAAUAAUGAUAGUAAUAAUAAUCUGGAGGAGUUUCAUUCCACAACACUUCUUGAUUCACUGAAGCGACAAAUACUUACUUCUCUCGAAAUGCCUACAGAUCGUGACAUUGAAUUAGGUUGGUAUUUACCAACAUUAGAUACAUGUCCUGUCUAUAAUGAUGAAGAACUUAUGCAGGUACUUCACGCUGAUCCAGGUAUUGAAGAUCCACAAUCACGUUUGAAAUAUCCACCUAUUUAUUUUAUAGUAAAACGCAAUACACUCUACUUUUCUGAAUGGGCGUAUGCGGUGAAACAUCAAAUGUUGCUUCAAUCACCUUUUGCAUUACGGGCAACUUUUGAACUGUUAGCAGAAGUACGUGGGGAUGGUUCAGCAGAGCGUGUGAUGCCCCUUGCAGAGACUCUUGCAGUAGAAUUUAAAUACUUUUCUCGAUUGUUGCGUCGUCCAGACUUUUACAAUGUUGGUGUUCACACUGAUAAGUCUGCAGAACAAUGGGAGGAGAUUCGUGAGGAGCGUAGACGCAAUAUUCACAAAACACAUCUCCCAACUCGACCACUACCAGACUUUGAAAGUGUCUUUGAACGAGAUGUUACCCUAGAUGGACACACAUUCCGUCUUCGUCCACGCUGGUUUCCCCGUACAUUACAAGAUAUCUCCGAUAAUGAGAUCUUGCGAUUACGUACACCACUCUCAUAUGAUGUGGACGCUAUUGUGCCGCUGCAUGUCUCUCUGCAGUGCUCCACCGCCGAUCGUCUCCCUUUCAUGGUGGAUGAUGCUGGCGGUGCGGAAGUUGUGCGGGGACUCGGCGAGUGUGAUGGCAGCACCGGUGCCCCACUGGCCCCCCCACUCACCUCCAACGCGCACGUUCCGACGAAUGUGAACUUUUACGAAAUGGCCCGUCAUCCGUGGGGCGAUGAGGCCUCGUCGUGGCGCCGCGAUGGACACACGGCGGGUUCACUCGAACACUACGAGGCGCAGUACCGCACGGCUGUGCAGGCGGUGUACGAUGAGGCGGGCCGCGGGGAACACAACUAUUGGCCCUCGCGUGAGGCCUGCGAGGGUGUGAGCGGUGAGGAAGAGGAUAAUGCAUUAUUGCAACAACGUCUCUUCACACCACUGGAGGAGGCGGGAACAAAUGUGGAGCCAUGGGCACGUAAUCUUCGCCGGAAUGCAAGUGAAGGGAAAUUGGCCUACAAGGCGGAGAUCGCCACACAAGAGGAGAAGAUAUAUGAUGAUGAGUACUACCGAUGGUUUAUUCAACCCGGACAUCACCCCAACCCCAGUGGACUCAUCUCAGGGCAUAAGAAAUCAUCCACAACUCAGAGUGGUAUGGAUGAGGCAGAACUGGAACGUAUCUGGCGCAGUGUGGCGGCUGAAGAUGUUACUACAGGCACAACAGAAGGAGUGGAUGAAGUGGAUGUUACUACUAAUCAGGAAAUUGUGGAGGAGGAAACACUCAUGGCUGAUCCAGUCCUCUCCACAGAUGGAGAUGAUAAUAAUUGA
Molecule: messenger RNA, 3666 nt
Organism: Trypanosoma theileri
Lineage: Eukaryota; Euglenozoa; Kinetoplastea; Trypanosomatida; Trypanosomatidae
Exons: 1
Coding region: 1-3666 (1221 amino acids)
Biological process (GO): fatty acid beta-oxidation
Cellular component (GO): mitochondrion
Molecular function (GO): enoyl-CoA hydratase activity
Source: RefSeq, a predicted model, not a curated record